AUGACCUUUCCAUCUUCCGUUGAGCAUCUUCCCUUACCUCGGUCGAAACAACGUAGUCGUCUAUCAAGGAGGAACGACGACUAUGAAGAAGAAGGUGGACACAGGUCCACUCCGAGAGAUGCUGAAUUGAGAACGGAAGUCGGGGUAGGUGGUACUCUGUUGGAUUUCGGAAGACACGGAGGAGUGGGAUUGGAAAGAAGUAAGAAAGGCUGGGAGUGGGUUUGGGCGAGCGAGGAGAGGAAAGACUUGAGAUACGUAAAUGGAGAGCAAGCGAUAUGUUUGUUUCCUGCUACGAGAUCGAUGGAAAGGGAGGUGAAUAUAUCGGGGAAAGAUAUGAUUGAUUCGUCUACAAAUUACAUUGAAUCUCUCUGUUCACCAUACGAGCGCUACGGUCUACGAGAAUCUCUCACAUCCAUCUUAGACGAGGAUACAACCCAUCGAGCUGGACCGUCAAACACAUCAAAACAGCGUGGAUUAGGUAUACCAGAGAGGGACGUAUAUGAGGGACCCAAAUUAGCAUUGAUCGAUAAUCCCAGAGCUAGAAUAGCGAAAACUCUAUUGGCUUUCCCGGUUGGUGAAGUGGGACAUUGUCUAAACAUCAGUCCGUUCUUACCUGCGAAGAGUACCAAAGUCGACCAGAGGAGUAGACUCCAUUUUCUACCUACCCAUAAAACCGUUGAGAGGUUUCCUACCCCUAUUUUACAGAUCGUUUCUUCGCCUGUUGUUUCAAGCUCAAGGAUUGAUCGCGAAGCUACAGCACUACUAGUUCGGCUGCAGUCCACCACUCACCUCUUGAACCUUAUACCCGAUCACACGUACGUGCCGCCGAGCUCGGAUGCACCCGUAAUAUGUCAGCGGACAGCAUCAUUAAGCUACGAAGAUACCGAGGGAAGAAGGCAUGUUGACGUAGCGUUAGAUCCCAAGAUAUGGUCGAGGAUAUUGGUCGUAGAUGAUUCUGGCGGGGUAUGGUUAUGGUGGGAAGAGAAAGAUAAUAGGAUUGGCAGGAUUGAGAAGGCUUGGAAUCUACGCAAGAUAAGGGAUAAAGUCACGGAUGAAAAGAAUCAGUUUUUCAGGAUUGCGUUUGGUUCGAAGUCCGAUACUGCUUUGGUCAUAUCGGCAAGGGAUUGUGUAGUAAUUGAUCUGAAUGAUCCCGACCACCCCUCUACAACCCUCCUCAGCCUACACAGCAAAGAUCGUCAAUUUACAUCCCUCGACAAAACAGCUUCGGAGCGUAGAUCUCAGCAUACUGUGAUUGCAACGAAUCACGAGAUCAUGUGGGUCGACGAGAGUAAACCUGGUACACCAAUCAUAUCGUGGAAACAUGAUUUUGGACAUUCGACAGAUUUGGAAGUAGGCGUGAUACCUGGAUUGAGUAACAGAGACCUAUGCACCAUACUGUACUCUACCGCACAGCGGUUCCUCUUAGCAUUUCCACUCGCAAAAUCCACACAUCCUCGAUCACUCUCCCAUCCCUACCCCUUGAACAUCCCUAUCGACGGCCUGGGGUCUAUACAGCCUUUUACUCCUGCUUCUUUCCGUCAUCCGAGAUGUUUGAUCGGUAUCACCCCGGAUGGAGCAAUCUACUCGGUUCCGCUCUUGUCUGCGAAUGGUAGAUCAAGGCCCGCCAGAAGUGAUCUGAAGAAACCGAUAACGGAGAUCAAGUCUAUCUGGGACGAACAUGUACACUCUUUGAGAGAUAAGAUCGAUGGAGAUCAGAAAAGGGAAGAUGCGGAGAGGAUCAAGAGUGGUAAAGAAUUGGAUCUCCGUUGGGCUUGGCUUGAGAUCAAUCAAUCGUCGGGAAUGGUAGAUCAGAAAAUAUAUUUUCAUCCCGUUGAAUUCGAACAGUAUCUGAGAGAAUUGGAUGCACCUUUGGAACAUUUCAUGACAGCUGGCGAUCUAGCUCGAGAUUCAAUUUACCCCGAACCGACCGAGCUUCAAUCACAUUUACUCAGCCCUCUUCCCUUACAUCCUCAAGGAUCCAAGGUCACUAUCGACUCGUUGACUCGAAUGAAUUUCUCCAAAAAUCUUCCGGUAAUUUCGAGCUUCAGUAACGAUUUGCCUAUACUCGAUAACUGCCGACCCCAAUUGAGAACGAUAGCUAACAAAGAUAUUCCAACGGACUUGGACAUAUCCCCCUCGAAUACGUAUGAGAUACUACGAGAAUCAUUUCCUAUGUCCAAGAAGAGUGACAUUGCUCAAUUGGCGCUGGACCUAUCUCUGUCGACCACCAUCUUCUCCUCUGAACCAAUUGUGAUGCCUUCCGAUAACGCACAUCACAACACGCAAAUGGCGGAACCCGAUGAUCUAUUUACUAGAGCAGCGGGGUUGAGUCUAAGUGAGAAGGAACCGCCUAAAAUCACUUAUCAUCAUCUGAUUCCUCAACUGAAUUAUAUCGAUGAUUUUGAAGUUGGUAUGGUGAUAGGUAAGGAGAAAGAGAACGAAGAUGAAUUGCAGGAUUUGACUGCCAGGGGAUUAUUGAAUGAUUGGAAGUUGUCCUCGAACCCUUUGGAAUAUACUUGGAAAUCAUGGAGAAGGGAUGAUGAGUUUGAUGAUCAUACGAUCAGUCAUCGAGAGCCCAUUAGAUCACAAACACAAACACAAGCGCAGACACAGACACAGACACAGGUGAAAAUGUCUUUGUCGCAAACACAAAAUGAAAGGAUGAUCAAACCAUUACCUUCACAAUCCCAAUCGCAAUUUAGGUAUUCGCAACCUACUCUAUCAACUUUCGCACGACCGCAACAACUUUCACAAUUUUCUUAUCGUACUCCACCUUCCUUAUCUACCAUUGAACCCCAAUCUCUAAUCCAACCAAAUAGAUCUAGGGGAUUGACACCCACGUUCAGUUUACCCGACCUAAGACAUUACCCACCGGAUUUAGGUUUAUCAAGAUCAUCACCUCCUCCACAACCUCACGGACCAGGAUCCAGUCAACCGCCAACGGAAGAGGUGCAGUGGGCUGCUACUCAGGUGGAGAGAGGACCUUUCGGUGGGAGGGGGGAUAAAGAGAAGAAGAAGAAGAAAGAGAAAAAGAGAAUUGGAGGGUUUUAA
This is a messenger RNA of Kwoniella botswanensis, 3051 nucleotides long. RefSeq lists its product as uncharacterized. The record is from RefSeq and is a predicted model, not a curated record. Lineage: Eukaryota; Fungi; Basidiomycota; Tremellomycetes; Tremellales; Cryptococcaceae. The transcript has 10 exons. Bases 1 to 3051 code for a protein of 1016 amino acids.